This is a messenger RNA of Chelonoidis abingdonii (Abingdon island giant tortoise), 1503 nucleotides long. The record is from RefSeq and is a predicted model, not a curated record. Lineage: Eukaryota; Metazoa; Chordata; Testudines; Testudinidae.
UGCCCUUCUCACCCUGCCAGGCUGCAGAACGACGCCCACAUCUCGCUUCAGCUCAUCCCAUCUUCCCAUGGGACAGGGAAGAGAAAUGGCUGCAGUGGAGCCAGCUCAGGGGCCGGUGACCUUCGAGGAGGUGGCUGUGCAUUUCAUCAGGGAAGAGUGGCCUCUGCUGGCCCCCACUCAGAGAGACCUCUACAGGGAUGUCAUGCAGGAGAACUAUGAGAAUGUGACCUCACUGGGGUUUCCAGUUUCCAAACCCUCUGUGAUCUCCCAGCUGGAAGGAGGGGAAGAGCCGUGGGUCCUGGAUCUCCAGGGUUCAGAGGAAAGCGAGAUCCUGAGAAGUCCCUGCGCAGCAGGUGAUGCAAUGGUAUGUGAGAAAGAGAAGCAGAAUUCUCAGCAGGAAAAUGUUGAGCAAGUGGAUAAACACAGAGCAUUAUCGCAAAGAUCAAAAAGCAAUGUGAACAGGAGUCAUGAGCAGGGACAAUCCUGUGAGAUUCAGCAUAAAUCAGAAAGAGAGCACGGAAACCAUCCAGGGGUGAAAGUGGGUAACUUAAUUUCAUGUGAAGGAACUCAGAAGGACUUCAAGGAAACCACAACCCAGCAGGAAAUCCUCAUGGGAAAGAGAAAAAAUACAUGCACUGAGUGUGGGAAAAACUUAUGUGACUACUCAGCCCAGAUAAAGCAUCAGAGAAUCCACACAAGAGAGAGACCCCAUGAAUGCAGUGACUGUGGAAAAUGCUUCACUAAGAGCUCGUCCCUUUCUGAACAUCAGAGAAUCCACACAGGGGAGAGGCCCUAUGAAUGCAGUGAGUGUGGGAAAAACUUCUCUCAUAGCUCAGCCUUUUCUGAACAUCAGAAUAUCCACACUGGUGUGAGACCCUAUGAAUGCAGUGAGUGUGGGAAAAGCUUCAGUCGCAGCUCGCACCUUAUUACGCAUCAGACAAUCCACACAGGAGAGAGACCCUAUAAAUGCAGUGAGUGUGGGAAAAGCUUCAUUAGCGGUUCAGCCCUUUCUGAACAUCAGAGAAUUCACACGGGGGAAAGGCCCUAUGAAUGCCAUGAGUGUGGGAAAACCUUCACUUGGCACUCAACUCAUGUUAGGCAUCAGAGAAUCUGCAAGGGAGAUCAACGCCAUAAAAACCUCUAGGGCUAUCAAUACUUUUUUUUCUUUAAUACUUUUCCUGAUUCCCACAGAGUAACUUUUAAAGCUGUUUGAACUGUUUGCAGCACCGUUAUCUCUCAGCUUGUCUAGAUGAAUGGCCCAUUUUUGCCUUUUGCCGUUCACCCUGUUUUGAAGUUGACCCAUUUGUCCUUUCUAUCAACUCCAUUGUCCCAUGAGUAAUUCGAGUGUGCCCUUCCUAUCAGGAACCAGGGAACAUCACCUUUAUACCAUUCCUCCUAUUGCAAAGUUAUUGUUAGUCACCAAUGAUACAAUCUGUAUCAUUGCCAGUUGUUCGCACGUUGCUCUGGGUUGUGCUGAAGAGCAGUUAUAUUGGGAUCUUUUCU